Messenger RNA from Fusarium redolens, 828 nucleotides. RefSeq lists its product as uncharacterized. The record is from RefSeq and is a predicted model, not a curated record. Gene Ontology annotation, molecular function: protein binding. The transcript has a single exon. Lineage: Eukaryota; Fungi; Ascomycota; Sordariomycetes; Hypocreales; Nectriaceae. Bases 1 to 828 code for a protein of 275 amino acids.
AUGGAAGACCUUCCCAGCGCUGACAUUCGUCUCCCAGCUGAGAUACUAUUGUUGAUAUGCUCUCAUAUAUCCAGACAGGAUCAGCUUCGCUCAAGAUUGGUGUCUCGAAAGCUAAACUAUGCGGCGACAAUUCACGCCUUCGAGUCCCUGAGACUCAUGCCCGAAGGUGAAUCUUCUAAACACUUCAAAGAGAUUGCACUUUCUGAUACACUGAGAACUUUUGUCAAAGAGGUGACAAUCGUCAGCGAGGAGAACCCAGACGUUCAGCACGGCGAUGAGUCCUUUUGGCUUUUUGACGAAUUUCUCGACACUCUCGGCCAUGUGCGCUUCUUCCAAAAUCUGACUUGCCUUCAUUUCCGUUACAGCCAAUUCUCGAUGCCACUUGGGAGGCUCGUUACGAAAGGGGAUUUGUGGUGUCAGUACAUAAUCAUAGAUACUAUUCCCCAGGCCGUUACGGGGCUGUGGGAAGAGGAGAAUGAGAACAACGUCUUCGGCUGCGACCCCGUACAGGAAGGGAACGAUGAGCUGCAGUACGCACACAAUGACCCCGUCUUACCGUCAGGGCAACCGUUGAAGAUCAAAGAGCUUACUAUCUCGAAUCUUGUUACCUUCAACUACCCCAGACUGAUCGAAUCGAAGGCUUGGAACAAACUUCUCCAGCUACCGACCUUGAUCGAUUUGAAAUUCUUAAUCGGGAAAAAGUACGGGCUUGGGAGGCACGACUCUCUCCACUGUGCUCAGAGGCGCAUUCUUCCAAUCUUUACCCUCACAAUGGCUCUCACCCAGUGUGGUCGAGAAACUACAGAUAUUAUCACUAUUCCACACUGA